AUGCUCAAUCACUCGCUAGCACAGCUCAGGCAGGUCGCCUUUGCCAGUCUCGCACUCCAGGAGCCUGUACAGCAGCAGGGACGGAGCGCCAGUGGGUCUAUUGUACACUUCACAACCCCUACCAAGCCACCGCCUGCAUGGAGUCGUCUGGAUGGUGCACAAGAGAAUGUGCCAGAGUCGCCAACGAAACGUCCCGGACAGAUCAGACGGCGAAGUACACGAACAAAAGCGGUGUUGGAGGAAACUCAUGCGCCAACCGGGCGGCAUGAGCUGGCCAUCUACAGACACAUGCACGAGUCGUUCUUUGUUUUGACUGAGCAAGGCGAGACGCAGUACAUCUCCGAGGUACAGUCAGGCCAGUCGCCCGUCUUUUUGCCCUUUCGCAUCGAGUCUCGAGCAAGACAAGUUGACCUAGUACUAUACACACGGACAACGAGACAGGAGACUGACUCUCGAGAAGCUCAUUGGCAUCCAUUGAUCAAAAUGGACAUUCAGUUGAACCGUCUCAAGGGCAUCGGGCCCAAAGCACAAACGAGAGAAGUCUGCGCCGUCUUGAUGCAAUUCUCUGGUCCAUCUGCCGACUGGUAUGUCCCGUUGAGCAAGUCUGAGCAGCUGCCACAGCGCUAUGUCGCUCCAAAGGCCUCUUCUCACAGUUUCAAUCAGUUGAUGCGUCUACAGAUGCUGACUGAAGUCAUCAAUGAUACACGCGUUUCAAUACACAACAUGCGAGACCGCAUAGAGGCGCUACUCGCGAGUGAUGAAGAGCAUAGGGAGACUAUUUGCAAGUCUGAAGCUGCACAAGUUCUUAUGGUCGACUGUCAUACUGUUACGACACGACUCAAGCGCUCGAUAGCAAGCGACAGACACAAAGUGGCAAUGCUCCGCGAGCGAAACAAGCGUCGUGCUGCCCGGCUCGCCGCAGAGCCUGCAUCUCGUCCUACCAUUUCUCAGGUAGAAGAGUUGCGUGCAAGAACAGCUACAAGCAGUGCCCAGCUUGUCUUGAUUUCCUCUGAAAUGCGACGCGUACAGCGAGUCGUGACUACAGUCUUGUCAUCUGUCUAUCCAAUAUGCACAACGCCUUCUCAGCAUACUAUACGCAACCUCAGCCUUGCUAGGCAUAGCAUCUUUUCUGCAAGCUAUUCAGCUGAGGAAGCCGCAGCAUUGGGAUGGACUGCCCACCUCAUUGCCUUGCUUGCACAAUACCUGCAUGUGCCUUUACGCUAUCCACUGCUUUGCUGUGGCUCAUCAAGCUACGUCAUUGAUCCCAUAUCUACUUUUCCAGAGAGUUCUGAUCAAGAUGACCGGGGAGUAGGCCCGCCCUAUUCCAUGCGCAAGGACCGGCGCUACCCCUUGUUUUACUCAAAAGCAGACAUGCCGCGUUUCAAUUACGGCGUCUAUCUGCUCAACAAGAAUGUCGAGCAAUUAAUGCAAGCACGGGGUCUUGUCUGUGGCGAUAUCCGGGACACGCUCAUCAAUCUGGGUGUGCUUGUGUUUUGGACAACAUCCAUUACUGAAGAUGAGGACUUGGCUUUGUCGUCGCCAGCAAGACGGAGGCGCUUGUCGAAUGCGACGGUCCGCCGAACACAGCUUUCACGGAUAGACUCGGUGGACGAGAGUGCUCUUGCCUCAGCUGGUGAAGAGGCAGACGAUGAGAUUGUCAACCAUGAGGACGUGCUGCGAGCGCGGAGCAAAGUCAAGGUGCAAGGCCUUCUGCAUGGCGAUGCCAGACAAAGGCCUACACGAGAGAAGAUCGAUCUCGGGAUGAGCAGUGAGGAUGAGGGAACGGCUGUACUGUAG
Molecule: messenger RNA, 1797 nt
Organism: Protomyces lactucae-debilis
Lineage: Eukaryota; Fungi; Ascomycota; Taphrinomycetes; Taphrinales; Protomycetaceae
Exons: 1
Coding region: 1-1797 (598 amino acids)
Biological process (GO): SNARE complex assembly
Cellular component (GO): lytic vacuole; endosome
Molecular function (GO): SNARE binding
Source: RefSeq, a predicted model, not a curated record